AUGGCGGCCAACAUGCAGCACAUGGCUGGGGCCGGCCAGAUGAUGCAGCAGCAGAUGAGGAAAGGGUCUCACCCUCAGCUCCAGCAGAUCGUGUACCAGAACCUGGUCCAACACACACAACCCUUUACCAGUCUAUGCUGGCAGUCCAAUGUCACCGUCCUUGACCGUCUUGGUAAAACCAUGAACCUCAUCACCAACAUUGCUCUCGCCAUGAACGGGUACGAUCACUUGAAGGCUGCAGAAUUUGGCUGCAACUUUGAGCGCAGCGUGUUUCAUGAAUCCCCGACAAAGGAAGCUUACGAGCGGGAGAUGACCAACAAGAUGGUCGAGUUCUACAAACAAAGAGAGGCCAACGGAACUAACAUUACGAACAAACUCAACGCCAACGCGCAGGCUCAAGCCCAAGCCCAGGCUCAGGCUCAGGCCAUGAUGCAAAUGCAGAUGGGACGCGGAAUGGGACAAGGUCCUCAGCAAGGUUUCCAGCCAAUGCAACACCAGCUCCAACCCGGUCAGAUGCCCCAGCAACAACAACAAAUGCCGAUGGGCAUGAGCAUGGGAGGAAUGGGCAUGCCGAACCAGGCAGGUCGCGGGAUGGGCCCGAACCAACAAAUGAUGGGAAUGCCGGGAGGACAGAACCGACCGCAACCUUUUCCCCAAGAAAUGGCGCGAUUAUCAGCACAAGACAAGGCCAAGGUUGCCGAGCUUGCGACAAAGAUUAUGAGCAAUGCCACUGAAGAACAGAAGAACGCUACCCGGAUGCAACUCUCAAAAGGACUCACUCCCGCACAACUUGCCGAGUUUCAAGCCCAAGGGAAGGAUCCACUAAUUUGGUUCUAUCAAAACCAUGCCUUCCAGAUUCUCAAGAACAACAUGGGCCGACUGCAGCAGCAACAGCAGCAGAGAGGUCAACCGCAGCAAGGCAUGGGCCAGAACCCUAACAAUCCCCAGGCGGUCAUGAUGCAGCAGCAGGCAAGCCAGAAGUCCCUUCAUCAACAAGGCCAGCAGCCCCAGUCUCAACCUCAGCAACAGCUCCCCCAGCAGGGUCAGCAACAAGGUCAGCAGCAGGGGCAGCAGCAAGGGGUGAAUGGCGCGCAAGGAGGAAACGACUUUACCUCGUUCACUCCCAACAUGGACAGCAUCAAGGACCAGCAGAUGAAUGGCCUUAUGGCACAGCAAGCUGGUCAGAUGGUUGUCCCCGCGAGCAACGGACCAAACCGCAAUCCCACACCACAACCCAUGGGCCAGAACAUGCCUAACCAGCAAGGUCCAAACCAAGGUGUCCGUCCUCCUCAGCAACAGCAGCAACAGCCACAGCAGAAUGUGAAUCUCCAGCAGAUGAAGAUGAACCAGGCCGCUCAGUCCCAGAACCAGGCUCAAAUGAAGUCGAUGCAAGGCCAGGCUGGCGUUGGUGGAAACAUGCAGCCUUCUCAGAGCCCUGCCAUGAAUACCCUCAACACUCCUGUUUCGCGACCGCCGAACGGCAUGAACCCGAUGGGCAACCAGGCUGGCGUCCAGUUUGGUGAUCAACGGUUCAACCAGGGAGCUCAGAGACCAAACAACCAGGCCUUCCAGAACAUGCUCGCCAAUCUUUCACAAGAACAGCGUGCGACCAUCAGCGGUUUGGCUCCGGAUCAGCUCAACGAGGUGAUGCAACGAUGGCAGAAUCGGCGACAGGAGAACAUGGCAAUGAACGGUGGCCAGGGCAACCCGGGGCAGAUGCAGAACCGACCUCCAGGCCAGAUGGGCCAGAUGAACCCCAACAUGGGUGGGCAAAUGCCUGUCGGCAUGCAACAGCCUGGCGGCCCGAUGAACAGCAACCAGCCACAGAUGCCAAUGCGUAUCCAGAACCCACAGGCGAUCGCCAUGAUGGACACGAUGGAUUUGCCGCCUCAAGUUCUACAACACCUGAACCAAGUUCCUCCUGAGGUCAAGAAGUGGGGGCAACUUAAGAUGUGGCUUAACCAGAACAAUGUUGGCCAGAAUGUUCGCAACCAGUUGGCAACUGUGCAACAGAGACAGUUCCAGCUCAUCCUCCAGAGGCGCAAUAACAUGAUGCCACAGCAGCAGCAACAGCAACCGCAGCAGCAGCCUCAGCCCCAGCCCCAGCCCCAGCAACAACACCAACCCCAGCCGCAACAGCAGCAGCCUCAACCUCAACAGCAGUUGCAGCUACAGCAGCAGCAACAAGCGAACCAGCCACAGGCACAACAGCAACAGCAGCCCGGCCAGCCUAACAAUGCGAACCCUGGCAUGCAAAAUCCUGGUGGAGUUGGACCAAAUGGUCUACAGGGGAUGCGGCAGCAGGUGGCCAUGAACGUUCCACCCCAGUUGCUUCAGGCCACUGCCCAGGACCUUGCGCAAGUCCGCAGCCAAAGACCAACCCUGGCCAACAUCCCUGACGAACAGCUGCGUGCGAUGGUCAUCCAGAUGAAGAAGCAUUCUUGGAUGCAGCAGCAACAGUUGCGAAACCAGGCGCAAGCCCAAGCUCAAGCCCACGCACAGGCCCAGGCGGCUCGCAACCAGGCCCAGGGUCAAGGCCAGCAACCUGUUCAGAACCAGAUGGGUGUUCCUCAAGCCCAGAUGCAAAUUCAGCAGCCGCCACAGCCCACCCAGACUCCACAGCCCCAGAACAUGCAGGUGCCAGACAUGGGACAGAAUGCUACUCCUCAGACAACCGGUCAGAGGCAGCCGAGCGCGACCCCCGAACAGACACGAGGUCCUCGACAGCAACCGGCCAACAACCGGGCCCAGCCUCCCAACCCAUCGCCGGCAUCAGCCCCGAAGAACUUGAAGCGACCAAGCAAUGAUGAGAAUGCUGACGUUCCUGAACCUGCCAAGCCAGCACCGACCAGACCUGCGUCUCAGCCGAACCAGCAGCAGCAAAUGCCCCAGCAGCAGCAGCAACAACAGGGACCCAAGCAAAUCCCGAACCUUGCUUCGCUUUCACCAGAACAAAGGGCCAAGUACGAGCAAUUGAUGAGAAUGCAGAUGGCGAACAGGAUGGGCAACCAGGAUGAGAUGGAGCGCCUCAAGGCAAUUGGACAAGAGGAGCAGCGGCAGGCGUUGCAGGAGCCCCUGACCGACAUUCCCAUGUCGCCCCAGGAGCAUGCUGAGACGGCGAGCAGACUACAAAGGAUUGUGCUCGACAUGAAUAAGAUUGGCCGUGGGCUGCGCAAGUGGUAUAGCGUUACUCGCGAUGAGGCGCGUGCUAGGAUGUUCUUCCGAACACGAUGGCGGAUCAUGAAACAGUUUGCGGACGGUGAACAGAUGAAGGUGCUCAAGGACACAUUCAGCAUUCGGUGUGCUGAGAUCGACCAGGCUCGGGCGAUGCUCGAGAGUAUGGCCAAGGAUCUCGCGGCUAGUGUCUACGCAUCUCAAAAGUAUGGUGAGAUGCAGCGGCAGCAGCAGGCGCAGCAGGCACAACAGGCACAGCAGCAGGGUACUCCUCAGGCCCAGAACGCCCGCCUUGCUCAGCAGCAACAGCCAGCGCCUCAGCAACAACAACAGCAGACACAGCAGCCGCAACAGGCACAGCAGCCUCAAGGAGGCCAACCAGCUGCUUUGAAUGCUGAGAAUCUGCGCAGGAACUCGCAGGCUCAGGCCACCGCCCCUAAGGGUGGCAACAAGGCCAGCCAAGCAGCAGGCGCUUCGACCACGGCCCAACCCUUUGCAUUUGGCGCCUUGUCACCUCACGGCAACCCCAGCUACGGCGGAAAGCCUCCCAAGGACAUGAACCUCCAGCUACCACCUGCGCGCAAGAAGCAGAAGACUACCGGGCAGACACCGCAGGGCGCCACUCCAUCACCGCAGAUCAGCAAGAAAUCGUCGCCUGAUAUGCGAAGAGCGUCCGAGUCUCAGGCGCCCCCCAAGCCGGUACUUCUCUGCAAGGAGCCAGAAUGCGAGCACUCGACUGUUGGCUUCCCUAAUGAGCAGGCUCUCCAGAACCACAUUCAGGAAGAGCACACCAAGCCGCAUGAGGAUCCUAUGGGAUUCGUGCGGGACAACCUGGCUUUGGCUCUGGGUCUGGAACCCGACGGCACUGUGAAGAAGGAGAAGCUGGAGGCGCCGCCCAUGAGCAUGACCAACUCCAAGCAGGGUCAGACCCCAGCUACCAUGACGGCGACGCCCAUGUCUGGCGAUGGGAUGAAACGAUCGGCUAGCAGCAUGAGUAGGCCCCUAGACAACAAGGCGGGCAACAAGACUGGCGCAACGCCCAAGCCGGCGGACAACAAGGCCGUUGAGAGCACUGUCAACGACCCAUGGGCCGGCUCGACGAUUGAUCCUCAAACUCUGAUGCAGAAUCUGGGUCUCGAGAAGGGAAUGGGAGUGGGCUUUGGCGCCACUUUCGACCCAACUCUCUACCGAUCAACAACACCCAACGACACACCAGAUUCGGCCAAGGAGGGCAGUGAACCAAACAGCGACAUUUCGGAAGGCGUAAGCCUCGACAUUGGACUUGGCUGGGCGAGCCUGGAGCCUGACAUGCUUCUCAACAUGAACAUGGGCAACACCAGUCUAGACGGCAACGCUGAGCAGCUGGACAUGAGCACUGUGCUUGAAGAGGCGGGCCUGGACCCUUCGAUGCUGAUGGAGCCAUCAAGACAGGCACCCGACUGGGAUGAGGUUCAGGUGGACUUUUCGAAGCCUUUCCAGAUGGACCCGAGCCAUUACUUUAUGGCAACGACGACUUCUUGA
This is a messenger RNA of Fusarium keratoplasticum, 4695 nucleotides long. RefSeq lists its product as uncharacterized. Gene Ontology annotation, cellular component: spliceosomal complex. Gene Ontology annotation, molecular function: RNA binding. The record is from RefSeq and is a predicted model, not a curated record. NCBI's taxonomy places the organism in Eukaryota, Fungi, Ascomycota, Sordariomycetes, Hypocreales, Nectriaceae. Gene Ontology annotation, biological process: regulation of mRNA splicing, via spliceosome. The coding region runs from base 1 to 4695 and encodes 1564 amino acids. The transcript has 4 exons.